Messenger RNA from Castor canadensis (American beaver), 441 nucleotides. It is a transcript of the gene Pla2g1b, whose product is annotated as phospholipase A2 group IB. Gene Ontology annotation, molecular function: signaling receptor binding; phospholipid binding; calcium ion binding. Lineage: Eukaryota; Metazoa; Chordata; Mammalia; Rodentia; Castoridae. Gene Ontology annotation, biological process: phospholipid metabolic process; positive regulation of fibroblast proliferation; fatty acid biosynthetic process. The record is from RefSeq and is a predicted model, not a curated record.
AUGAAAUUCCUUGUGCUGGCCGCUCUGCUCACAGUGGGCGCUACUGCAUACAGCAUCGGCCCUCGGGCGGUGUGGCAGUUCAGUGGCAUGAUCAAGUGCGCCAUCCCCGGGAGUAGCCCCUUCAAGGAGUUCAACAACUAUGGCUGCUACUGUGGCUUGGGGGGCUCGGGGACCCCCGUGGACGAUCUGGACAGGUGCUGCCAGACACAUGACAACUGCUACACCGAGGCCAAGAAGCUGUCCGGCUGUAAGAUCCUCCUGGACAACCCCUACACCAACACUUACUCGUACUCGUGCUCUGGCACCGAAAUCACCUGCAGCAGCAAAAACUCAGAGUGCGAGGCCUUCAUCUGUAACUGUGACCGCACAGCUGCCAUCUGCUUCUCCAAGGCUCCAUACAUUGAGGAGCACAAAGACCUGAACAAAAAGACAUCCUGUUAG